AUGUUCUCCGUCGUCAUUCCCGGCCGACCAUGCCUAACAGACAUUGUCGCCGUCGACGGCCAACCCAACGGCCAAGCUACGAAAUUCGCCUUCUCAAUCCCGGUGAGCGCAUCAUUCAAAGAGCUCGUGGUCUUCUUCCUCCCGGGGACGGUCUUGCCGCCCAACACCGGCGCCGCCAUCUAUAUCCAGCUUCCAGACCCGAAUACUGGAUCCCCGACGGAAUUCCGCUUCAUCGGCGCACUCGCCAACGAGAGACCCUCGGGCAUUUUCAAGAUCCACCCACCUUCACAAUUACCCAACGGCCAACAGAGACGCAGCGAAGCCGAAGAAGAAGAUGAGAUGCUCGACGAAGGGGCCAGUAACUCCGGGACUGGCAGCGGCGGUGUCGCAACGCUAGGAAUCUCAAUCGAGCCCGCGCAGAACAUUGCGCCGCAAUUAUCGGCGCUGGAAGCAGAACGCGCUGGCGCUGGCGCUGGCGCUGGCACCGGCACCGGGGAUCAAAGUCCGGAACAGCAACGGCAGAAGCAAAUCUCGACCAAGGUGCUUGCGCAACGCAUCAUCGGAAGCGCGUUCAACUUCCUGGCGAGCUUUGCGGAGAGUGAUCCAUCGCGGAAAGGUCAUGAGGUGGUGCCUUUGAAGAGCUUCCGUGACUGGUGGAGCAAGUUUGAGAGACGGAUUGAGAUGGAUCCGGGGUUCUUGGAGCGCGAAGAUCCGAAUGCAACUUGA
Penicillium diatomitis is the source of this 726-nucleotide messenger RNA. RefSeq names its product OPI10 family protein. Gene Ontology annotation, cellular component: nucleus; cytosol. The record is from RefSeq and is a predicted model, not a curated record. NCBI's taxonomy places the organism in Eukaryota, Fungi, Ascomycota, Eurotiomycetes, Eurotiales, Aspergillaceae. Gene Ontology annotation, molecular function: nuclear import signal receptor activity. The coding region runs from base 1 to 726 and encodes 241 amino acids. The transcript has a single exon. Gene Ontology annotation, biological process: protein import into nucleus.